ACAAGAGUUAAGUAAAACGCCAAUAAACCAAUAAAAUUCAGUAAGACGGAGCAUCGGCUGUAUAUACUUCAGUGUCAGAGAGGUAUGUCUGGCAUCUCUGGAUAACAGAUGAUCGCAUGCGGAUGCACAGGUUGCACACUAAGAAAAAAAAGUCUGAAUUUGCAGAGGCGUGGAUUUUUGAAGAAUCGCCGAGACACCGCUGGUCAAACGUCGGGAAAGGAGCCAUCCCCCAGAUGAGCCGGGAGGCGCAGCUUCUCCAGCGACCAUGAGGAGGCAGGACGCCCGGACGCUGUCGCUCAUCCUCUGCAUGCUUUCCUACCUGCUGGUGGGCGCCGCGGUCUUCGACGCGCUGGAGUCCGAGGCGGAGAGCUCCAGAAAGCGGCUGCUGGAGCGCAAGCGCGACGACAUGAAGCGCAGAUACGGCUUCACGGAGCAAGACUACGGGGAGCUGGAACGCGUGGUUCUGCAAGCGGAGCCGCACCGGGCUGGCAGGCAGUGGAAAUUCGCCGGCUCUUUUUACUUUGCCAUCACUGUUAUCACCACCAUAGGAUAUGGCCACGCUGCACCUGGAACGGACGCCGGCAAGGUGUUCUGCAUGUUCUACGCGGUGCUGGGCAUCCCGCUGACGCUGGUGAUGUUCCAGAGCCUGGGGGAGCGGAUGAACACCAUCAUGCGCUGCCUACUCCGGAGGCUGAAGGCCUGCCUGGGGCUGAGGAACACCAACGUCUCCAUGGGCAACAUGGUGCUGGUGGGCUUCCUGUCCUGCCUCGGGACCCUAUGCGUGGGGGCUGCUGCCUUCUCUCACUUUGAGGGCUGGACCUUCUUCCACGCUUACUACUACUGUUUCAUUACCCUCACCACCAUCGGCUUUGGAGACUUCGUGGCUCUCCAGAAGAAGGAGGACCUGCAGGAGAAGACGCCGUAUGUAGCCUUUAGCUUCCUGUACAUCCUGGUGGGCCUGACGGUAAUCGGGGCUUUCCUGAACUUGGUAGUUCUCCGCUUCCUUACCGUGAGUUCGGAGGACGCAAGCCGUGCCGAUGGCUCCAGGGGGAGGGGGCAGCUGUCUGAUAGGAAGGGAGGUGGGGGUGGUGCCCUGGGUGUGGCCGAGGAUGGACGCAGUAGCAGCAACCUCUUUCUGCCCAUGGAGGAAGGUAUCAGCCGCCUCAACCUACUGCUCCCCUCACCAACCGAGGACCUGGAGAGCCCUAGCGUCCCCCGGCCCUACAACCCCGGGUCUGCAACUCCGGGCCUCUGCUCCCUCUGCCCGUGCAUGUGUACCCAGCUAGGUGCAUGUGACAGCCCCACCCCCUCAUGCCAUGGCCACCAGGGCGGCGCUGUCUACUACAACUCAGUGGCCUACCGGAUGGAAAGUGCCGGUUCCUGGAGCUCCCGGGAACCUACAGCUCAGUCAUCACCCAUCAGUGGCACAAUCUCCCCAGGGCAGGGCAGCUGCCAAAGGCUGCACCGGUCACGGCGGAAGUCAGUAUAACCCGAUAGGUUCACAUUCAUAUUUUCACAGUUGUGUGUUUAGAUUUGCAUGAAGACUUGCAGAUGGAAUUGUGUGUUGUACAUCUUACCCUAUUAGUUGCAUGUGAUGCAUCACUCAUCAUUUUGUAUUUCUGUACGUUUAAUUCAAAUAUAGUUGAAGGAUAAUGCUCCUUAUAUAUUUUUCUUCACGAUGAUACGUAGGUUCAUAGGAUCAGAGAGAGAUUUUUGUAUUUCCUCUUUAUAAAAGCAAUUUUAUACCCAUAAUAAAUUAACCUCAAAGAUAUUUUAAAAGACACACAGAAUGCGCUUAGAUACAAAUAAGUGCACCAAUAUAUGUAAUUCACAUAAAUCAGAGCAUUCAAUCAAGAAUGCUUCACUGUUCUCAUCACAGUAUUUGAGAUUCAUUUAAAGUGUCCCCUAGAAAUCGGAUCUUAGUUAGCAGCACAUUGUAAUUUGAAGUGUACAGAUUAUUCUGCUGACGCUGCAUUCUCUUCUUACACGAUAUUCCCAUUGGUUGUAGCCUUUUAUAUUUAAAACCCCUCAGAAGAGUCAGAUUCCGCCAUGAGCUUGACAGCAUGUUGCAGAAGUAAAAUAUGCUUCUUCAAAACCUCAGAGUUUGGUGUCAGUUCCGCUUUAAUUAAAGCAGCCUGUUCCUUUGUUUUUUGCAUGCAUGAAGUCUUAACCAAAAGUGUCUUUGUUCAGAUUUUAGAGAGAUUUUACUUACACCUUUCAUUGGUUCAUCAGUACACCAAAGAGAGUCAUUUUUCCAGUGUCCUCUGCACACAGCAGCCUCUCUUCGCUGAACUGCCCGCUGGGCUCAUGCUUGGGUUACAGUACUUUAGCCAGGUGCCUUUUUGCACAGUGAAUUAUCUGAAUGACGUGCAGGUUUGGUGUUUUUGUGUCUGUGAGGGUCUGGGGGAGACCAGCAUGCAGUGCUUAUGAGUAAUCUGUGUUCGGCAGUAGCAUCUUGAAGAUUAAUGUGCAAGUACCAGGUUGCUAUUAAUCAAUAUAACUGAUAGGACUGCUUGUCGUACCUUUUUUAAACUGAUGGUGUAUGACAUACGGGAGAUAAUUAGCAAGUGGCCAGUUUGUAACUACUGAUUUGUAAAGACUUGAUUUGUAACGAUAAAAAAGAAAAGACAGGUGCCCGCAGACACAACAUUGUAAAUGUGCUAGAAUUCUGCCUUGUAGGGAAAUGAUGUCAUUUCCCAUUAAAGAAAUAAGCACGCAGGAAAAUAUACUGUGUUGGCCAUGUUUAAAUGCAUGUUUUACAGAAAUAUUUUGUUGUUUUUUUAUAAACAGUAAAACCAUGCAUUGGAAAUGUGUGCAUGCAAAUCAGUUCCUGAUUCAAAAUCAUAUUUUCAUACCUGUAGCAACUAUUGUAAACGGAGUUGAAAUUGUUCUGCUUUUUAUAGCUGCUUAUUUACACUCUGGUUUACUGAAUUGAUUUGUACGACAGGGGUCGAAUUACAGUGUCAUGCCUGUAACAUUUAUAA
Brienomyrus brachyistius is the source of this 2984-nucleotide messenger RNA. Its product is annotated as potassium channel subfamily K member 15-like. Gene Ontology annotation, molecular function: potassium ion leak channel activity. The record is from RefSeq and is a predicted model, not a curated record. Bases 266 to 1489 code for a protein of 407 amino acids. Gene Ontology annotation, cellular component: membrane. Gene Ontology annotation, biological process: stabilization of membrane potential; potassium ion transmembrane transport. NCBI's taxonomy places the organism in Eukaryota, Metazoa, Chordata, Actinopteri, Osteoglossiformes, Mormyridae. The transcript has 3 exons.